Messenger RNA from Belonocnema kinseyi, 5481 nucleotides. RefSeq names its product arf-GAP with coiled-coil, ANK repeat and PH domain-containing protein 2 (gene CenB1A). Lineage: Eukaryota; Metazoa; Arthropoda; Insecta; Hymenoptera; Cynipidae. The transcript is spliced from 12 exons. Gene Ontology annotation, molecular function: protein binding; GTPase activator activity. Gene Ontology annotation, cellular component: cytoplasm. The coding region runs from base 170 to 2863 and encodes 897 amino acids. The record is from RefSeq and is a predicted model, not a curated record.
GUUUGGCAUUGUGUUGUUUUGUGUGCUGCAGUGAAGUUUACUUGUCGUUCUUUUACACUAUGUGGUACCGUUUUCUUAUGAAAUAGAAUGCGGGAAUGAUAUUGGACAUUCGUGGUGCAAAAAGAACUCGUCCUUGAGUGAGUCUCGGUACGCCCGAAAAACUCUCAUCAUGAAGGCCUUCAUCGACUUCGACGAGUGUCUGCGAGAUACGCCAAAAUUCCGAUCAUGCAUAGAGGAUGUCGAGAACAACAUAGAUCAGCUCGAGCAAAAAUUAGAUAAGGUUUUAAAAAACUGUAGUUCAAUGAUCGAUGCUGGCAAGAAUUUCGUGGGACAGCAAAGCCAAUUCUCGAACAGUCUCUGGGAGUUAUCUCUCUACUUUGGCGAUGAUGCAGAGAUAAUGGCAUUUUUAAACAAAUUGAUUCACGCCCUACAAGAAAUGAACAAGUUCCAGACAAUCUUGCUAGAUCAAGCAUCCAGAACUGUGAUUAAAGAUCUGAACUCUUUCGUGAGAAGUGAUAUAAAAAAAGUGAAGGAAUCUCGACACCAUUUCGAAAAAAUAUCCGGUGAUUUGGACAUCGCCUUAAAUCGGAAUUCGCAAGUGCCGAAAACUCGCCCUGUGGAAUAUGAGGAGACCUCGAAUAUUCUCUCAGCUACUCGAUCGUGUUUUCGUCACACUGCUUUGGAUUAUGUUCACACGUUAACGAUGUUGCAGGCCCGUAAGCGGCAUGAAAUACUGGGGACUUUAUUGAGUUACAUGCAUGCUUAUAUCACGUUCUAUCAUCAGGGAAGUGACUUGGCUCAAGAUUUGGACCCUUUUCUCAAAACCCUCAGUGAUGAUCUGAGCAGGAUGAGAGGUGACUCAACCAAACUGGAAAAGGAAAUGGAAAAUCGACACAUUUACGUCACCAACCAGGAUCUCGUCCCCUCGCAGAUGUCCGGUAAUCAAAAGAUGGAAGGGUAUUUGUUCAAGCGGACGAGCAAUGCUUUCAAAACUUGGAACAGGAGGUGGUUUUGCCUGAAAGAUCAUCAGCUGGUGUACCGCAAAAGAACCGGGGACAGCGAUUUCACGGUUAUGGAAGAGGAUUUACGUUUGUGUACGGUGAAACCUGUUGUCGACUGCGAUAGGAGGAAUUGUUUUGAAGUUCUCAGUCCCACUAAGAGCCACAUGUUGCAAUCAGAUAGUGAAGAGAUGUACUUAGCAUGGAUAAGUGCAAUGCAACAAGCUAUUGGGGCAGCUAUUCAAAGAGGGAUGGGCACCGUGUCGAAUGUUAAUACUCUCUAUGUUCAAACGCACGACAGUAAAGGACCCAUAAGACCUCCACCUAAACCAAAAACUAGAGUUUGGGAACAGUUGCUGAAAAUACCAGGAAACGAUCUUUGCUGCGAUUGCGGUGGUGAUAAUCCAAGAUGGGCUAGUAUAAAUCUUGGAAUCACUCUCUGCAUUGCCUGUUCGGGUGUUCACAGGAGUCUCGGAGUUCAUUACAGCAAAGUUAGAUCUUUGACUCUCGACGAUUGGGAGCCAGAAAUACUUAAAGUUAUGGCUGAGUUGGGAAACACGGUUGUCAACAACGUAUACGAAGCUUUGCCGAUUCCUCCCGAUAUUACGAGAGCAACCGCAAAAUGUAACGGAAAUAUUCGCGAGGCAUGGAUAAAAGCCAAGUACGUUGACCGAAAAUUCGUGAAACCUUUAACGAGUCUAAUAACAGGACAACACACGAGCCGAGAAUCGAUGCACUUUCGCAAAUGGAGCGUCCGAAAGCUUCGAAGAAGGCCCCGAAGUCGCGACAAAACUGACGUAACUGGACAAAAUAAAAUGUCCACUUUAACUGCUGUUAAAGAAGCCAGAUCUGGAAGUUCUGAUGGGACAAAUUCAACCGAGAGCUUGUGUUCCAUUGAGAAAAAUAAGCAAAUCGAAAGGGAUUCUUUCAGUUCGGAGGAAAUGACACAAGCAGAACUUAAAAACGAAUCUACCCUCUAUAACAAAAUUCUCACUCGAUCCUCACUGCCAAAAUUAAUCGACACUGAUCUGGAAAAUGCAGGAUUAUUAUCGCUAAUGGAAACUAGGCCUUCUCAGGGGAAUUCCGACUGCAAUUUAUCUUUGAAAAGCGACGAUUUUUCGCUCUCAGGAAUUACGAAUGAUGUUUGCGAUCGAUCAGAGAACAAAGAUAGCGGAACUGAGAAGUUCAAGGAGAAGGUGAAGGAGUCUGAUGUUCUCCUCUUUGGCUGUGAUCUACCGAAACCGAUGAUAGAAGGGAGUUUAGAACUGAGUUCGGAUCAGGAUUCUACGGCUGGGGAAGAAGAGGAGUUUGCUGAUGAAGAAGAUAUUCAAAAUUUACAUCCGGAAAUGUUGCUUUAUAAGGCUGCUGCUGCGCAUAAUCUCCCUGUUAUGUGCGCCGCUUUGGCUGCUGGUGCAGAUAAAUUAUGGUUGAAUAUUAACGACAGAGGGCGCAAUGCAAUUCACCAAGCGAUCAUCAGUGGUUCCGUAAUGUCCUGUGAGUAUCUGCUCUUAAACGGGGCUAAAAUAAAUUGCCAGGAUGCUGAUGGGAAAACACCAUUGUACUUAGCUACAGAAUUAGGUCACACAGCCCAAGUAUGUUUAUUAUUAAAACAUAAUGCAGACCAGCAUAUUUACGACGAAUUAGGCGUAAAACCAUAUGAGAUUGCGUUAAAAGAAGCCAAUGCAGAUAUCGUCACUUUAUUACGGCUCGGAGAACUGAACGAACAAAUGAAAGAUUCAGAAGUCGGUGCCUCUGGAGACGAUACUUUCAUCGACGUUCUUCGUGAUUACAGCCAAAUGGCUUGUUCACAUCCCGAGAGACUUCAGCGCAGAAACGACUAUAAUAAUUCGGACGCCCCCGAAUGAUUUUCAUUGAGCUGGCCGCGCAGAAUCUUCGAGUAUUUAUUAGAUUCGCGAUCUAAACACUAAAAAGCGCCCAGACGAGAGGUGAAAAUAGAACGAGUUUGCGGUUUCCGGAUGAAAAAAAAAACAAAACAAAAACAAAAAACAUAAAACUAUCGCUCGUAAAAGGAAAAAGGUAAAUAUGAGUUUCCAACCAUUUUAAUUCGUACCUGAAUAGAACAUGAUAUUGAAAAUAAGCAUAAUCGCACCUUCAUCGAAAAUAUUCAAUUCUAAUUGGAAUUGCUUCUACGCAAUCUCAAUUAUUUUAGAUUUGAAUCAAAUCUUUGUCGAAUCGAAAGGAAAAUACCUUUUACAAAAAGUACAACAUCGAAAAAUGAAGGCUUAAAAAAAGUCGAAGAGUGACUUUGAAAAAUGUUAUAAGCUAAGGCCUUAAUGAAUUUGAAAAGCAGAAAGUGGCUCUCAAAUUAAUUGCAUUUGCUAAAUUCUGCGAUAGCUUUUAUGCUUCCUACUUAUACAAUUCAACGAACGAUGGAGAAUAUUUGAAACCAUCUAUUUUUUAUAUACUUAAUUUAUAAUUACGGUUCUAUUAUUACCGGAUGGAGAAAGAUUGAAAAAAUCAGACAAAAGUAAUUUUGUUAUGAUACUCGAGAGUUGAGCCUUAUGAGAAAAAAAUAGUUCUGAAAAUACAAAUCAUUACUUUAUAUUUCAGUAACUCUUUAUGGAGAAUUGUCUCAGUCAUUCGCUGAGAAAAUUCAAUUUUGUUCUCUAUUUUGUAGUUCCUGAAUCCAAUAGAUUGAGUUCGCGGUAGAAAAUAUUUCCCAUCUUUAAAUAAUAGAUAUUCAUAAUGAAAAAGGUGCAUCCAUGGCAUUUAGUUUUAAAAAUUGCAGAUAAUUUUAAUCUUAUUCUGUGCUAAAUGUUGUAAACAUUUGCUGAGAUCGACCCUUUUCAAAUGUAUAUAUAUAUAUGUUUAAUAGAGCCGUUAAUUUGUUGACUAUAUACAAUCAAUUGUGAAUGCAUAACUUGUUGCCAAAUUUUAGGUAUAUAUUUGUAAAUAAAACUUGUAGACGAAGCCAUUGAAUUCUACGUAUGUGUACUGUACACUGCAUACUGACAAAAGUUGAAGUAUCAAAGAUUAACUGUUCUUAAUCAUAAUGCAAAAAAAUAGAACGGGAAGAGUAAUUUCAAAUGUUUCGGUAAAACGUUUAAUUUGUGUUUUGAAUUUAUUUUAGUUCUGGAAUAGCAAAUUAAAAAAAAGGAAUUAUUUCUUGUUUUUAAAAAUAAAUUUUUGAAAUGCGAUACUUAAUUUUUAAACUUUUACUUUCAAAUUUUUCUGUUGAAAUACAUAAAAGUGAUUUCAUGGUCUUCCUGUUUUAUAAUUAGACAUUCCCAGUAUUGAUUGAACUUCGUGAUGCAUUAAACAUUAAACUAUUUUUGUAGUACAUAUAUCUAUUGUGAUUUUUAUCGGUAAAUGAAAGCUUGCUUUACUUCCAAGAUCUUGUGUGUGAUCAGAAGAGACAAUUAAUAUAAUAUCUUAGAUAUAGAAAAUCCAAUAAUUUCGAAAUUAAUCGUAACGGUUUUGUUAGAUGUGAAAGACUUUUUUUCUAAUAAAAUGUCACUGCCUCUCUGCCUAAAUAUUUCAACUUUUCAUCUAGUUUUUUUUUUGUUUAGAAAGGCUUCCACUCACGCCCAAUAACUAAAUAUCGAAUUAAUAUUUAUAAAUCCUCUGUAUUUUAUUUCUCUCUGCAUUUUUUUAUUAUUUUUGUAAUAAUAGUUUUUAUAGUAACUUGUGUUCAAUGCAGUAGAUUUAAUUUUAAUUUGCAACUUUGGUUUGAUAUAAAGAACUUAGAUAUAAAUUAGGUUAUAUGUUCGGCAGAUUAUACUUACAAUGACAUUAAAAUAAUUACAAAAUUGUUUAACCGACGUCAAAAUUAUUGCACUACUAAUAUUUCGAAGCCAUCAUCCUUGUCUAAAAUCUCUAGGUCUUUCAAUAUAAAUUAUUUCUAUCGAAAAGAAUCGCUCAUGCAUAUUUUAUCUUUAUAGAAUUUUCUACGAUUUAACAUAUUCUAGAGAAAAUAAUCAUUUUUAUAUUUUAAUUGUAUCAGUCGUCUUUAUUAGUUUCUAACUAUUUUUAAAUUAUUAUUCGAAUUACAUAUUAUUACCAUGACGAAAACGGAUUUUAUGCAUAUUAUACAAAGAGCCGUAAAAAAGAGAAUGAAUGAAAUCACAUGCUGGUGAUAUUUUAGUUCACUAAGUGAAUACAAAAAUCAUGUAUACUUAAAUAGGUGUUCGUAAAUAAGUUUUUAAAGAGUCACUGAAUCUUGAAUAUGUAAAAUUUGUUUGCAAUCAUGAAUAAUUAGAUUGAAUGUUUGACAAGAUGAGAUGACUCUUUUUUUCUCGAGGAUUGAAAUGAAAAUCUCUGAAUUAUAAAAUAUUGUUCGCUGCGAGUAACUCGCUCAUCGGCUUUAUUACGAAGAGCAAAGAAGUUAAUGGUAAUUUAGAAAACAAAAAACAUGUGUGCAUCACAUUUGAUGAAUUAUACAAAUAAGGUAUUACCGAAUGUUUAUAGAAUUGUAUACAUCUUUAUGCCAUUUAAAAUAUACGUGUGUAUCACAAUUGAUAAA